Messenger RNA from Danio rerio (zebrafish), 3903 nucleotides. RefSeq names its product solute carrier family 25 member 14 (gene slc25a14). Gene Ontology annotation, biological process: chloride transmembrane transport; transmembrane transport; proton transmembrane transport. The record is from RefSeq and is marked validated. Gene Ontology annotation, cellular component: membrane; mitochondrial inner membrane. Lineage: Eukaryota; Metazoa; Chordata; Actinopteri; Cypriniformes; Danionidae.
GUGAAUUGAGUUCCUGCUAGAAAGGCACAUGAUGGGAAACUGAAAGCCGUUUGUGCGCUCCUGUCGGAGUUUGACUGCGAAAAGUACAACAAUCCUACAUGUGGUCGAGACGAUGGAGUCCAAAAUAAAAUAACAGAGUCGACCGAACCACCGGGUCUCAGUGGGACUCCAUCAAGCCGAAGGGGCCGCGACAGAAAUGGCAAACCUGAACUGGAAGCCGUUUGUCUAUGGGGGAAUGGCCUCAAUUGUCGCAGAAUUUGGUACGUUCCCCAUUGAUCUCACAAAAACGCGGCUUCAGGUUCAAGGGCAGACGCACUGUAUGGAGGUUCGAUACCGUGGGAUGUUCCAUGCUUUGUUAAGGAUUGGACGAGAGGAAGGCGUCCGGGCAUUGUACUCCGGAAUUUCACCUGCCCUUCUCCGACAAGCUUCUUAUGGCACGAUCAAGAUCGGUACAUACAACACACUAAAGAAACUGUUUGUCAGCCAUCCAGAAGAAGAGACGAUGGUGAUUAAUGUGUUUUGUGGUGUGGUGUCAGGAGUUUUGUCUUCCUCUUUGGCAAAUCCAACUGAUGUGCUGAAGAUUCGCAUGCAGGCUCAGGGCAGUCUGUUACAGGGCAGUAUGAUGUCCAACUUCAUGAACAUCUACCAGACGGAGGGCACACGAGGCCUGUGGAGGGGUGUUAUUCCUACUGCACAGAGGGCAGCCAUCGUGGUCGGUGUGGAGCUGCCAGUCUAUGACAUCACCAAGAAACAUCUGAUCCGUUCAGGCCUCAUGGGAGACACGGUGUUAACUCAUUUCAUUUCCAGUUUCACGUGUGGCCUGGCAGGCGCUCUGGCCUCUAAUCCGGUGGAUGUGGUGAGGACGCGGAUGAUGAAUCAGCGUGUGCUCGCCGGUAACCCUCUGUACAAGGGCACGCUGGACGGACUCAUGCAGACCUGGAGAAAUGAAGGCUUUUUCGCUCUCUAUAAAGGCUUCUGGCCUAACUGGCUGCGUCUGGGGCCGUGGAACAUCAUCUUCUUCAUGACCUUCGAGCAGCUGAAGAAGCUUCCAUUGUAGCCGAAUCUACAACAUCUCUGAAACGUGUGUGUUUGUGUGCUUGUUUGUGUGUGUAUGGGGCUUCUGUCUCUCAGCAUUCACCAUCCCUUCAUCUACGAGUAUGUUUAUUUAAGAACUUGUUUUAUUCUGUUCUCAUUUGUGUUGUACAUACUUGACGUAUUUAAACGCUCUCCUUUUUGCACCUAAAUGCUUUAUUUUUGACUCCUGGCAGCUACCGUAUCGCUUCCGUCAGCUGUUUUACAGGCCCAGUGGUGUUUUAAUAUAUGCUUGGUCAGCUAGGAGCCGCACUGGUGAAUAUUUGAGGUAAAGGGCUUUAGCUUAAACUGGAAAACCACCAGGCAUAGUUUUCUCCACACUGGCUUGAGAGUCCGGCUUAAUAGCACAGUUGUCAAAGUUACUGAAGACACGUCCAUUAGGUUGGGAUAUAAAGCAAUACUUUGGGGUUUACCUCCAUGCAAGCAGAUGUUUUACAUCUUAGCCCUGAGGAAUAUUUGAGGUCGGCAGACUCCAAAUCAGACUUUUCGCAUAUAGACACGACUUCAUGAGGAAUGUUGUUUUACUGUAUAUGUAAACUGUUGAUAUGAUGGGAAUCAUCAAUGUUACAAAGUUUAAUACAGCCAAAAUUAUUACCAAAGGUAAUAUAGUGAUGUGACCUUCAUAUCCUGGAACUUUGAGUUCAGUGGCUCUUAUUCAUCAUAAAACAAAAGCAAAUUUCAGUGUCGUUGAAAUGAAUAGUUCAACCAAAAAUGAAUGAAAGGUUUGUUGCAAAUGUACUGACCUUCGGCUAGUUCAAGUUGUAGGUGACUUCCUUUCUUUAGUAGAUUUGAUUGUGAUGGUGAUUCAUAUAUUGAAAGUCAAUGACUACUAGUACUUAUAUAUUCCCAAACCCCCCCAAACAAGCAAAUGCAGGCCUUAUGAAGUGAAAUAGUUGGGAAGAAACUGGACACUAUUUACAACAAUAUAACCUUUUAUCUACAGCCUCAGCAAAAAGAGCUGAGCUCAUUCAUGACUUUAAAGAGUGCCAGAUUUCUGUCAUGUAAAGAUGUAUACAGGUAUGUGAACUCUGUAUGUUUACUAUAGAGAGGGAUGAUAUGUGCAUUGUAUUGAUCACCAAAAUGGUACUUAUUUGUAGAAUCCCAACGUUUAUUAAACCUCAUUGCACUAUGAUGUGCGCUCACCAGACUCAAACUUAAAAUAGUAGGUUUUUUUCUGCUAUGUAAGUCAAUAGUUGGAGGUUUCCAACAUUCUUUGUGUUCAACAGAACAAAGAAACUCAAACUAGUUUGGAACGAGUGACGAGUGAGACGAGUAAAAAACGACAGAAUAUCUAUUUGGGCAUGAACGUUUCCUUAAGUGGUUCUAAUCUUUUAUGAAUUAGUCUUCUGUUGAACACAAAGAAUAAUAUAUUAAAUUGUCAUCUGUAGUAGUAAAAACAAAUACUGAAGAAGACAGUGGCUUCAACAGAAGAUUGAAAGUCAACCUGGUUUGGAUCGAGUGAAUUAUUGCUUUAUUUUUUGACAAUUUUUGUAAUCUAACCAUUGAUUUUGCUUAGACUGAGUGUUGUAAAUAAUAUUCAGUUUAUUGCACAGAUUAAUCAAUUUGUUUUGGAAGUCCUCAUUAAUAUUGUCAGGAGCCAUGGUUAUUAAUGUUGAUUUAACUCUAUAUAUAUUUUUUUUACUCUCAAAGUGCUGUAUGUAUUAAUUUGCAUUAUAUGAUUCACCAAGGACUACAGUUUAAGCUAAGAAUCUUAAAUAAUGUUCCCCUGAAGAAAAAGUGUCACCCACACACCUUUGGUGAACUGAGUAAAGGAAAUUAAGAAUUAACUUAAUCCCUUUAAAUCUUUAUCAGACAGAAAAAAAUUCUGGCUGUGUAUGUUUCAGUGUAUUAUAAGGCCUGUAUUAUGUUUAAAGAUUUAUUUCACCUAAAAAUUUAAAUUAUUAAUUAUUCACCCUAAUGUCCUUCCAAACCUCAGAGACUGUGUUUGGAAAACACAUUAAAGUGUUUUUGAUGAAAUUUGUGAGCUCCCUCAUCCUCCAUAGACAGCAACAGUCCUGAGUUGUUCAGAAAAAUACCAAAAAAAAAAAAAAAAAAUUCAUUCUCAAAACAGUCUGUAUGCCUUCAAUGGUUUAAUUGUAAUAUUAUUAAGCUAUUAGAAUAUUUUUUAUUUGCACAUGAAACAAAAAUAAUGUCUUUAUUCAACAUUUUCUUUUUCACAGUUUCAGCAUGAGGCAUGCGACAUGAACGUGCACACUAUACUGACACUGAGAAGAAGAAACCCUUGAAUAAAGUCUUCAUAAUUUUUGUUUUAUGUGCACACAAGUAUUCUCAUAUAGCUUGAGAAUAGUCCAACUGUAGGCAUAUCGUCUGUUUUGAGGAUGCUUUUUUUUUUCAGGACUCUGAUCAAGUCAGGAAUCUUGCUGUCAACGCAGGAUGAGAUUCAGUGAAGCUCUAAGAUUUAAUCUAAAAUAUCCUAAUUUGUGUUGUGAAGAUGAGCGUGAAUGUUUCCCUGGACUGGCGCGUAAUCAAUAACGUUCAUUUCAUUUUUGGGUGAACUAACCCUUUAAGAUCUGGGUCAGGAGUUUUUUUUUUUUAAUCUUUAUUUGCUUGAACAUGCACUGCAUUUAAAGCAUUUGUGAUUAUUGCACAAGAUCUGUACUGUUUUAUUUGACUUUUUUUCUUGCUUUUUGUUGCAGCAAGGUCUUUAUUGCCAUGCAUUUAUUGUGUGUGUAUGUGUGUGUGUGCGCGCGUGUGUGCGUGUGUUCUGAGAAGCACAUGUAAAAUGUCAAAUAUUUUGGCAGCUGUGUGUAAAUACUGCUUCUGUAUGAUAGAAUAAAAUAAUAGCAUAUA